AAUCUAGAACUGAUAAAAAUUCAGAUCUAAUGUUCACUUAAAUAAUAAUAUUUAAGGAUUUUUUUAAUUUAAGUUAUUUUAAAGGAGGGAAAAUAAAAAUAAACUAUGUAAAAAUAAUUUCCAUCUUCAUUAAUAUUGGAUUUACUCAUUAACAAAAUUAUGUAUAAUGUUUUAUGGAUCGAUGACUACUGAGAUAAAUAUGAACAAACAUAAUAAUAAUACUUUCUAAAUAGAAGUCUCAAUAAAAAUACUUCGCUUAAAAAUAUUUAAGAAAAAAAGGUACAUCUGCAUCUAAUAUAUGGUUGUACAAUUAAAAUGUAUAGAUAUGGAAACAGAACGCAUUUGGCUUGUACUAAUAAUAAACGUGGUUUUAUUUUGGCAUCGUGCCGAAUUUCAAAUGAUGGAUAAUGACCAGAUGAAGUUUGAAAAAUCCUUGCCGUUACUAUAUGACUUGAAAGUUCUAGAAUCAGUUCUUAAAAGUUUACCUGAUAUGACAAAACAGAUUGAAGAUGCACUUCCAGUAUUGACACUUCAAAAUAGAAUGACACCAAUGUCGUGGUAUCCAAAUCAACUAAAGUUAAAAAAUACUACUAGAAUGGAGUCUAGAUUCAAUGAGAAUUGGAAUCAAAAUGUGGACGCUAGCGACUAUACCUCAGACUAAAAAAUUCCAGGUCUACACGAAAAUCAUUAUUUUAUAUAUAGUGUCAAUUUUUCUUUUUAGACAAAUUCAAUUCGAUAUGUCAUUUAUUUAUACUUAUCCACAUUAAUUAGCUAUAAAUUAUAAAUAAUUUGAACAAAUUAGAACACCUAAAUUUACAAACAACAGAAAAUAGAGAUAUAUGAAUUAAUAGGGUUUUAAUAAAAAUAUCAUUUUUUUUCAACAAUAAAGUU
This is a messenger RNA of Daktulosphaira vitifoliae (grape phylloxera), 891 nucleotides long. RefSeq lists its product as uncharacterized. NCBI's taxonomy places the organism in Eukaryota, Metazoa, Arthropoda, Insecta, Hemiptera, Phylloxeridae. Bases 299 to 661 code for a protein of 120 amino acids. The transcript is spliced from 3 exons. The record is from RefSeq and is a predicted model, not a curated record.